CUCCUUGCUUGUUCUGCCCACUAGGAGUAAUUAGCUCCGGUUGGAAACGACAGGCUGGGGUCUAUCUAUCUUGGGUUAGUUCAAACAAAUAUUUGGUGCGACUCUAUUUGACAAAAACUGGAUCCUUCUAGCCAUGACCCCUGCUCCCGCCCCCCUUUUGACUGUCGCUGAACAAUGACGUAAGUUUUACUCGCCGUUUACGAUGGCGGCUACUUGCUAAAUGAAGGAACUAUAUAUUUACAGUAACAAAUACCCAGUGAACCGUAGAAAAAAAGGAGGCUGAUUUGCAAUGUCAAACAGAACAGCAUAUUUUUAUGAUCCGGACGUGGGCAACUUUCAUUAUGGUAAGAUACAUUUUGGCUACAAAAAACACGAAGCUAGACACUAGCAUAGCAUAUUAGCAAGCUGGCUAACUUAUUAGAUAAAUAGCUAGCUAAAGUUAUUUCCUUUUCAAUUUGUGAUUAGAUCGUAACGUUAUUUGAUUAUUAUUUAUGCUAGGAAUCAGGUCAAUUGAACUCGCCGCAAACUCGAAACUUGUUCGCUAUCUAACGUUAGUAGUCGUGUGUUUGCAAGAGUAACGUUAGAUUUGCUUUAUUCUAAUUUUUACUGGCUAGGUAGGUUAUGAAUGAUAGCUAGCAUCACGCAGAACCACAGAGAAAUCAAGAAAUUGAUAACUGCAUAGGAGAGAAUAACACUAACUGAAACAUUGUUUCCCUCUUUCUUUGCUUUUCCUUUCUUUAUCAAGGUGCUGGUCACCCUAUGAAACCCCAUCGUCUCUCUCUGACGCACAGCCUUGUUUUGCACUAUGGCCUAUACAAAAAGAUGCAGGUAAGUCAUGCUGAAAAGUACCAGAUGAAACCAGACAGAUUCAUGUCCUUCUUGACACAAUGUUCAUGCAUUGACUGGUCCUUGUUUUACAGGUUUUCAAACCAUACAAAGCCUCCCAACAUGACAUGUGCCGAUUCCACUCAGAAGAUUACAUUGACUUUCUUCAGAAGGUCAGCCCCAACAAUAUGCAGGGCUUCACAAAGAGUCUCAACACCUUCAAUGUGGGGGAUGACUGGUGAGAAUGUCUUAUCUAUCUUCUAUAACAGGGGUAUUCAACUCUUCCCCUAUGAGGUCUGGAGCCUGGGGGUUUUCUGUUCUACCUGAUAAUGAAUUGCACCCACCUGGUGUCCCAGGUCUAAAUCAGUCCCCGAUUAGAGGGGAAGAAUGGAAAAACCCAGUGGAACUGGCUUCGAGGUCCAGAGUUGAGUUUGAGGGUUCUAUAAUGUAUUAGCCUACAUUACUAACGACAUGUACAUAUUACCUCAACUAACUUGUGCCCUCACACAUUGACUCUGUACCGGUACCCCCUGUAUAUAGCCUCCCUAUUGUUAUUUUAUUUUACUGCUGCUCUUUAAUUAUUUGCGUUAUUUUUUUUUUUUUUUACUUAUCUAUUUUUUACUUAACACCCCCCCCCCCCUUAAAACUGCAUUGUUGGUUAAGGGCUUGUAAAUAAGCAUUUCACUGUAAGGUCUACACCUGUUGUAUUCGGCGCAUGUGGCAAAUAAAAUUUGAUUUGAUAACCUGGUGUAAAUUUGGAUUCAUGUGUGACUUGAGGACAAUGCAACUGUGUGUGAAAUACAUAAUGUGUCAUAAUACAGAAUGUUGUUUUUGUAAUAUUAUGCUCACUGUAAUGUGCAACUUGUGAUCAAUAUCUGUUUGACGUAUGCAUAUAUCUGUGUGGUAAUGCAUGUGUCCUCUGUCAGCCCUGUAUUCCCGGGCCUGUUUGAGUUCUGUUCCAGGUAUACUGGAGCGUCACUACAGGGAGCAACACAGCUAAACCACAAGGUAUGCACACACACACACACAUCAUGUUGUACCACUGAAGGUCAGUUUGUUUUAGGGAAAAUGGUAAGCUCAGCUUCUUUUCUGUCAUGUCAGGACUAUGUUAUAAAUUUAUUCUAUCUACUGGUAGGCUAUAUUUAUUUAGGCCAAGCAAUUUACAGAGCCAGGUAAAUAGUCGACCAGGCUUUGUGAUUUGUGUAUUGAUCGGGACCAUUGUUUUGCAGAUAUGUGACAUUGCCAUCAACUGGGCUGGGGGUCUUCAUCAUGCUAAGAAAUUUGAGGUAAGAAUUAUGCGACAUGCAUUUGUUUCUUUGUCAAGACAAUUUACUUCUACGGCCUCUGGUCAUCUUUUAUUAUGCCUAUGUACAGCUUUUUAUGAUGUCAUGAUUUCACUCGUUUUUAGGCCUCUGGAUUUUGCUAUGUGAAUGACAUUGUCAUCAGUAUACUGGAGCUUUUGAAGUAAGAGCAAAGCACCCCUACAGUCUGUAUUUUACUAUUUCCCAAAUAUAUAUAUAUUAUCUGUUUCUGGGUUCACGUCCCUCUAAGGAUCACUGACAACUAAUAAUGUAAAUGUAUCUUUAGAUACCACCCGCGUGUGCUCUACAUAGACAUUGACAUUCACCAUGGCGAUGGGGUGCAGGAAGCCUUUUACCUGACUGAUCGGGUCAUGACUGUAUCCUUCCACAAGUAUGGGAACUACUUCUUCCCAGGCACAGGUAAGACGAGCCAUAUGAGUGUCUGUUAUAAUCAGUGAGAAUACUCAUUGAGAAAUAGAGAUACAGUUUGUCUUAAUGACUAAAUAAUUAUCUCUAUGGGACAAUAGAGGUGUCUUAGUGCAAACAUAGUUCUGAGCUAUAGUUCGAAUCAGUUUGAUUAUUUGUUACAUUGUAUUUUUUUCAUUUGGUCCGGUUGGUUUCACAUUGCCAAAUGUCAAACAAACUAAAAUGCCUAAACAAAAUCACAUGUUCAUGCAAGUCAUUUGUUUUGUUGUAGAAAAUGCUCCAGAAGCAUAACUUGUCCCAAACCUUUUUUUUUGUCAUUUAGCAGACGCUCUUAUCCAGAGCGACUUACAUGAGCAAUUAGGGUUAAGUGCCUUGCUCAAGGGCACAGACAGAUUUUUCACCUAGUCGGCUCAGGGAUUAGAACCAGCGACCUUUCGGUUACUGGCACAACGCUCUUAACCACUAAGCUACCUGUUACCUGCCAACCCGUGGAAACGGCUAACAACCUGUGGAAACGGCGCAAUAGCUGCUCUAACUUUGACGUGAAUUAGCUAUUCAAUAGCCUAUAUCCCCGGUAUAGCCCCUAUCUCCCCUAAUCUGCAUCGGAUGCGCUCAUAAAUGCGCCACUACUCACAGAAUGUUUGAGAGUUAUCAAGUUAUGGGAUUGCGUACAUUUUAUCAAAUGCUCGCAGUCAAACAACCAAUAAUAAUGCGUGCCUCUGGUUCUUUUCCUGUGUUUGGUCCGGACUGCGUUCUCACAUGCAGCGAACCGCACCACGGUACAUAUAGAUAUGGACUGAGACCACCCUUUUUGAGCGAACAAUAGUGCAUUGUUUAGUGCGCUCCCGAGUGCGGAUACUGUUCACACUGGUCCAAAUGAACCGAACUAAGGGGGAAAACGCGGCAAAGUUCGGGAAAACUGCUCCAAACCAAUUUUGUGUGAAAGAGCCUAGUCUUUGAUAAACAAAUUGUGUUUGAAUGUUUUGUCCCAUAGGUGACAUGUAUGAGGUAGGGGCUGAGAGCGGCCGUUACUACUGCCUGAAUGUGCCUCUCCGGGAUGGGAUCGAUGACCAGAGUGAGUAGUGUCCUUCCUGGAUCCCCCACUCAGGGUGGCUCUCUGGCACGCCAGUCUGAUAAUGCUAUUAGACCAGUGAGAUGUCUCUAGGGAGUGCUUUUAUCAGAUGUGUUAUGCUGCCUAUUAGUUUAUCUGAUGUCUAAACUAUUAACAUCUCUCUGAUGGGUGUUAAAAUGUGUUACAAAGGGUCUGAUAGCAUACAGGAUAAUAACCAACAACAGAUGUUUCCUGAUUUUUGAUAGGGGAUCAAUUAAGCAAAACAUUGCAUAAUUGGCAAGAAUGAUUGAAAGGAUGAAUUCUCUUCAUUGUGUCCAAUACCUUAUCAUUAUAGCACUUUGUUUCUUAGGCUACAGGCAACUGUUUCAGCCAGUCAUCAAGCAAGUGGUGGACUUCUACCAGCCAACCUGUAUCGUUCUUCAGGUGAGCAUUUGGCAGCCAGAGAUCAUCAUUGGCGUUUUCGCAUGAGGUAUUGAAUAUGGGACUCAUACAUGCACCUCUUGUCAUUGAUAGUGUGGGGCUGACUCUCUGGGCUGUGACCGACUAGGAUGCUUCAACCUCAGUAUACGAGGCCAUGGGUAAGUAAGUGUCUUAGGAGUGAUAAGGAUGCAGGUUUGGUGGAUGGAAGUCAAUGUACUCCUUAAUAUGAGGAUAUACUGCAACCUACUGGUAGAAGGGCAAAUUUAAGGGAUUACAGAAAAUCCCGUACCAAUUUACACAGGAGCCAGGAUAUGGUAAACUGUCUUACCCAGGGUACACAUUUUUCCUAUAGGGAAUGUGUGGAGUUUGUAAAGAGCUUCAGGAUUCCCCUGCUGGUGCUGGGAGGAGGAGGGUACACAGUACGCAAUGUGGCCAGAUGCUGGUGAGUGCUCAUUUAUUUCAUUGCUGUAACUAGACUACAGUGUAGAGCCCUCAAACUCGACUCUAGACCUUGAAGCCUGUUUCACUGCCUUUUUUCCAUUGUUGCCCUCUAAUCAGGGACUGAUUUAUACCUGGGACACCAGGUUUGUGUAAUUAAUUAUCAGGUAGAACUGAACCAGCAAGCUCUGGACCUUGAAUACCCCUGGUGUAGAGGUUAGGUGACAGUUGUUUUUAAUGGAGACAGAAGAUAAUGUUCAGUGUAUAUGGAACCACUUAAGACUGAACAUUGUUGCUCUUCUGCCAUUCUAGGACCUAUGAAACCUCUCUCCUGGUUGAUGAGCCAAUUAGUGAUGAGCUGCCCUAUAGUGGUAAGUGAGCAAGCCUUUUGUACAUUGGUUUGAUAUGUCGACAUUCUAUGAUGUACACUGAACAAAAAUAAACGCAACAUGCAAAGUGUUGGUCCCAUGCUUCAUGAGCUGAAAUAAAAUAUGCACAAAGCUUAUUUCUCUCAAAUGUUGUGCACAAAUUUGUUUACAUCCCAAAGCAUUUCUCCUUUGCCAAGAUAAUCCAUCCACCUGACCGGUGUGGUAUAUCAAGAAGCUGAUUAAACAGCAUUAUCAUUACACGGGAGCACCUUGUGUUGGAGACAAUAGAAGGCCACUCAAAUGUUAAUUUCUGUUCCAAAAGCCGCAUCCAACGUCGUUUUAGAGAAUUUGGCAGUACGGCCAACCGGCCUCACAACUGCAGGCCCAGGACCUUCACAUCCGGCUUCUUCACCUGCGGGAUCGUCUGAGACCAGCCACCCAGACAGCUGAUGAAACUGUGGGUCUGCACAAACUGUCAGAAACCGUCUCAGGGAAGCUCCUCUGCGUGCUUGUCGUCCUCACCAGGGUCUUGACCUGACUGCAGUUCGGCGUUGUAACUGACUUCGAUGGCCACUGGCACGCAGGAGAAGUGUGCUCUUCUCAGAUGAAUCCUGGUUUCAACUGUACCAGGCAGAUGGCAGACGUUGUGAACAGAGUGCCCCAUGGUGGCGGUGGAGUUAUGGUAUGGGCAGGCAUAAGCUACGGACAACAAACACAAUUGCAUUUUACCGAUGGCAAUUUGAAUGCACAGAGAUACCGCGACGAGAUCCUGAGGCCCAUUGUCGUGCCAUUCAUCCACUGCCAUCACCUCAUGUUUCAGCAUGAUAACGCACAGCCCCAUGUCGCAAGGAUCUGUACACAAUUCCUGAAAGCUGAAAAUAUCCCAGUUCUUCCAUGGCCUGCAUAAUCACCAGACGUCACCCAUUGAGCAUGUUUGGGAUACUCUGGAUCAACGUGUACGACAGCGUGUUCCAGUUCCCGCCAAUAUCCAGCAACUUCGCACAGCCAUUGAAGUGGGACAACAUUCCACAGGCCACAAUCAACAGCCUGAUCAACUCUAUGCGAAAUAUGUCGCGCAGCAUAAAGCAAAUGACACAUUUUCUGAUCCACGCCCCUACCUUUUUUUAAGGUAUCUGUGACCAACAGAUGCAUAUCUGUAUUCCCAGUCAUGUGAAAUCCAUAGAUUACUGAAUUUAUUUCAAUUGACUGAUUUCCAUAUGAACUGUAACUCAGUAAAAUCUUAAUUGUUGCAUGUUGCGUUUUUAUAUUUUUGUUCAGUGUAGAAGCACUAUUUAAUUUGCUCAUUUUCUUUCUCACCCCUCCAGAGUACUUUGAGUAUUUUGCGCCAGACUUCACGCUCCACCCAGACGUCAGCACCAGGAUAGAGAACCAGAAUUCAAGACAGGUAAGUUUGAGAAUGCACUGCAUGCACACUCCCUCACAUUCUUCUUCUCUUGUGUAUUCCUGAACCACAGUCUACAUGUUUUCAACAAGGAUUCAAACUAUUGAAUAUGUGUGAUCAUGAAAAUAAUUUUCUCCAGUUUUAAGUGAUUUAUCUUCCUCUUCCUCCUGUGUUUGUUUAGUACCUGGAGCAGAUACGUUCUACAGUCUUUGAGAACUUGAAGAUGUUGAACCACGCCCCCAGUGUCCAGAUCCACGACGUGCCCUCGGACAUCCUGAGCUACGAGCGUACUGACGAGGGAGACCCAGACGAGAGGGGAUCAGAGGACAACUAUUCCAGGUGAAUACACUCGUAGUCGGCUUUGUGACACACAGGAGCAAUAUCCGUUCUAUCAUAUGUGUUAGUAAUGGAGUCAAUAUGACCCGUUUUGGUCUAACUGCAUGUAGUAUAUGUGUGAACUGUGAAAAUUGUAUGGUGUUUGAACAUUCUGGAAUUAAAUGGCUUAUGUUCUCUUUACAGGCCGGAGGCAGCCAAUGAGUUCUAUGAUGGUGACCAUGACAACGACAAGGAGAGCGAUGUGGAGAUUUGAGCGCUCAGAUGUCAGACUUUUCCCUCUGAUAUGAUUGGGAAACCAUAGUCUUAAGGCUGCAGUCUCUGGAAAGUGGACCCCAUGAUUACUCCUCCCCAAGAAAUGAUGGGCGAUUCAACCAAAGCCAUCACAUGGACUUGACCUUACUGUACUUAGAGCGAGACUACCACCACGAAUUCCUUUUUAUUUUUUACUAUGUGUAAACGUGUCAUUGAGUAUGUAGAGGACAUCAUCCUGAGCAGUUCUAUUGCCAAGCACUUCCUCAGUCAGUCACCUUCUGACUCACCUGAAGAAGACCUCCAAGCAGAGCCCAAUACACCAUCAUGUACUGAAACGUUAUGUCGUCUCUUAUAUUGUUUGAAAUGUCUGGGCCUUUUUCAUCAGAACAGGAUGGAAGAGACUUCCUCUUGGUCCUAAAGGUUGUCAGGUUAACGGUCCAGUGGGGGUUGACUUUGUGUUUUACUACCUGUUGCUCGGUGCUGUGUCAAGAGGGGACUUGUCAGUCAUAUUGCCAGUUUUCCACUUCACACAUUGGGAUCAGAGGUCCAUCCUUUGAAUAUCAAGUAAAAAAAAAAAAAGUGUUAAAUGUUUUGAUGAAAUUGUUACUUUAAAUAUAAAAUAAAUUACAAAACGUAAUGGCUACAAUGCUUCACAACUAAGUUAUAGCUACACUGGAAAAGGUAACAACAGUUUAAGAAUUUACUGAGUUAGUUCAUAAGG
Molecule: messenger RNA, 7561 nt
Organism: Coregonus sp. 'balchen'
Lineage: Eukaryota; Metazoa; Chordata; Actinopteri; Salmoniformes; Salmonidae
Source: the annotation of a GenBank genome assembly